AUGGGUGUCCGCUCGUUUUUCUCAAGGGCCUCUGUGGCAGCACUUGCGGUGACUGGAUGCCAGGGGAUCCGCAUUAUCCAGUCCAAUGAUGAUGGCUGGGCGGAGCUGUAUCUUCGGUCGUUUCACGACUCGCUCCUGAGCGGAGGUCACGACGCCGUGAUCUCGGCUCCGGCAGAAAACCAGAGCGGCAGAGGCUCCCUGGACUCAGACCCGACACCUCGAACGGCAGCAUGCGAAUAUGACAGCUGCCCGGCCAACACCAACACCCCAACGGGCACCAACUCGUCUGACACCCGUCUGAACUGGGUCAACUCAUUCCCGGCAACAUCGAUCCGCUACGGCAUCAACAGCAUCGGCCCCAACCUCUGGGGCGGCGCCGCGCCAGAGCUCGCCGUCACGGGGCCGAACGUCGGCUCCAACGUGUACCUCCAGGUCCAAUUCUCCGGCACCGUCGGCGCCGCGUGCUAUGCAGCCAACACAGCAGGCAUCCCGGCCAUAGCCUUCUCGGGCCUGACGGACGGCAACCUGGCCUGGAACACGGUGCCUGUGCCCGAGAGGAGCCUCAUCUACGCCGAUCUGGCUGCCAACCUGACCAACGCCAUCAUCGAUGCGGGCGCACCCUACCUGCCUAGCGGGAUCUUCCUCAACGUCAACUUCCCUGAGGUCACCGGCGAGUGCACCACGCCCGGCGCGUUCAAGUUCGUCAUGAGCCGUAUCAACCCGCGUACUAUCUUUUCCGCCCCGGAUGUCGACACGUGUGGCAGCACGGCGCUACCCACGGACAAGAGCGUCGUGGAUGCUGCGGGUUGCCAUGUCUCGGUCAGCGUUGGGGAGUGCAGGGACAAGUCGACGGCGGACGCGGCCAACCAGAAGAUUGUGCUGGAUAAGCUCGGAAGCCUUCUGACUUGUUUGUCAUGA
This is a messenger RNA of Diaporthe amygdali, 918 nucleotides long. RefSeq lists its product as uncharacterized. The coding region runs from base 1 to 918 and encodes 305 amino acids. The record is from RefSeq and is a predicted model, not a curated record. The transcript has 2 exons. NCBI's taxonomy places the organism in Eukaryota, Fungi, Ascomycota, Sordariomycetes, Diaporthales, Diaporthaceae. Gene Ontology annotation, molecular function: nucleotidase activity.